ACAAAAGGGCGUUGCCACUACUAAGGUCUAACCACCAAGGGGCUUGAGUAAAAAUUUUCAGUUAAUCGAUAAAAACCGCCAGUAGUGGAUUAUAUAACAGAAUGAAACUGACUUGGAGCUGCCAAACAAGAACCACAUGCACUAGGGUUAAUCAAAUUCGGCAUUGCGAAAUCAUUCGUCUUCAAAUUCUGGAUCAUCUCAACAAAUACUACGAGUGGAAUCAUGAACUGUGAAGUUUUCAAGCUGAAAGAACUUGAUGUGGAGCAAUUUGAGAUACAAGUUGUUCUCCAAUGCAUUCUUCAUACAAUCAUGUUUCAUAGAGCAUCAGGUCUGAUAUAUCCAAAGAAUGUGGAUUUGGAACUCUUUGAGAUAACAUAUAUGCAGUGUAAUGAUGUUGUAAUUGAGAGGAAAAUUGAUGAGAAGAUUACCCAAUUCAUCAAUAAGGUGAAGAAGCACCCCAACCAGAAACACCAGAUCUGCGUGUCCUUCUAUGAAUCCAAAAACAAACAGACCUCAUGGUUCACAAAGAAAGUUGAACAUCGCUACUGGGAACACUGGUAUGUAAAUUUGAAUGUGGCUCAUCAUCCAAAACUAGAUUCUGGCAAGUCUCGCAACUCCAAAGUUGUUAACCCAGAAGAGAGUGCACCUGACGAGAGGGAGGCUCGGCACUCAGGACUGGAAUUGUCUCUUCGUGAAGUUCUGUUUCAGAUAAUCAACUUUGUUAAAGAGAAAAAGGACCAUAUUCCGUCGAUAGAAAAUCUUGAGGGUGCCUCAUUUCCCUUUGAGAUCACCAUCUCAAGUUUAUCAGAUUCUGCUUUUGGGAUGGAACUGCUCAAGAGAAUGCUCCCGCAUGGCAAUCGACCAUGCUCGGGUGACUUGCAGUUUCUAAAGGGAUCUGAUUCUGUUUAACUUCAUGAUUGGGGUAAGGUACAAUUGUUGUCAUCUGAUGUCUGAAAAUGGUGAAUGUUAGUUGUAAAUGGGGGAGGCUUCUGGCAGAUGACUAGCUCAGCUGAACGAAAUGAAAAUCAUAUGUACAUAUCAUACUCGUCAAAACUACAGUUUUGCUCCUUUCUCGUGUUACAUGCCAUUUCGCUAUAUGAACGUGGUCCC
Solanum verrucosum is the source of this 1110-nucleotide messenger RNA. RefSeq names its product autophagy-related protein 101-like. The record is from RefSeq and is a predicted model, not a curated record. Gene Ontology annotation, cellular component: phagophore assembly site. Bases 223 to 909 code for a protein of 228 amino acids. Gene Ontology annotation, biological process: autophagy; autophagosome assembly. NCBI's taxonomy places the organism in Eukaryota, Viridiplantae, Streptophyta, Magnoliopsida, Solanales, Solanaceae. The transcript is spliced from 7 exons.